Molecule: messenger RNA, 2310 nt
Organism: Xiphias gladius (swordfish)
Lineage: Eukaryota; Metazoa; Chordata; Actinopteri; Istiophoriformes; Xiphiidae
Gene: pycr1a
Product: pyrroline-5-carboxylate reductase 1a
Exons: 8
Coding region: 243-1208 (321 amino acids)
Biological process (GO): L-proline biosynthetic process
Molecular function (GO): pyrroline-5-carboxylate reductase activity
Source: RefSeq, a predicted model, not a curated record
CGUAGCAGCCGCGGCGACCGGUCGUACGUGUCACGCCCCGUUGGCCGCACGUGCACGUUCAUUGGCCUCUCCUCGCUUGUCAGUCAAGUUUCCGUCCACCGGCGCGGCUCGAAGCGGCUGGGCCACGUUGACUGUGUUGUAAUUUUAGUGCACCUCGGUCGAGCGGCGGCCGUAUUGUCUGGUCAGUCGGCGAACUUAAGGGCUCUUCGAUAUAUUAACACAGACACACACACACAGGUAGCAUGAGUGUGGGUUUCAUAGGAGCGGGCCAGCUGGCCCACGCCCUGGUGAGAGGCUUCACGGCUGCAGGCGUGAUCGCCACCCACAGGAUCACAGCCAGUUCCCCGGACACGGAUCUCCCAACAGUACAGGGACUACGGAAACUGGGCGUGAAUUUCACCACCAGCAACAAAGAGACAGUGAGCAAGAGUGAUGUCCUCUUCCUGGCUGUGAAGCCCCACAUCAUUCCUUUUGUGCUGGACGAGAUUGGAUCAGACAUCGAAGACCGCCACCUUAUUGUGUCCUGUGCGGCAGGUGUCACCAUCAGCUCUAUAGAGAAGAAGCUGCAGCAGUAUCGCACUACUCCGAAGGUAAUGCGUUGCAUGACUAACACUCCAGUGGUGGUGCGUGAAGGGGCCACUGUAUACGCCACAGGCACUCAUGCAGAGGUGGAGGAUGGAAAGCUUCUGGAGCAGCUGAUGGCCAGUGUGGGAUACUGCACCGAGGUGGAAGAGGACCUGAUUGACGCUGUAACCGGCCUCAGCGGCAGUGGCCCUGCUUAUGCGUUCACAGCUGUAGAUGCUCUUGCUGAUGGUGGAGUGAAAAUGGGCCUGCCCAGGAGACUGGCUGUACGCCUCGGAGCCCAGGCCCUGCUGGGGGCAGCUCGAAUGCUAUUGGACUCAGAGCAGCACCCUGGGCAGCUCAAGGACAAUGUGUGUUCACCAGGGGGCGCCACCAUCCACGCCCUACAUGUUAUGGAGAGUGGUGGUUUCCGCAGCCUCCUCAUUAAUGCUGUUGAGGCCUCCUGUGUAAGGACUAGGGAACUUCAGUUUUUGGCUGACCAAGAGAAGAUCUCCCCAGCCGCCAUAAAGAAAACAACUCUGGACAAAGUGCUACAGCAGCCAGGAGUGACUGCAGAUGCCGUUGGAAUCAGAUCCCGUGGGAUCAGUAUCUUCAACAACAGUAACCCCAGGACCAAGAAGAACUGAUCAUUUUUUUUCAGGCUGGGAAACUUUAAUGUGACCUGUCACAUCACGCAAUAUAUGCUGUCAGUAAACCACCGCUGGCAGAGGAUUGCGGAAACAUAAGCUAACCUAUUGAAUUGCUUUUCUAGAAUAAAAACAGAAAAAAAAACAAUUGAAUUUGGGAUGAUACCUGACAUUAGGAAAAACAGUUUGAGCCAUUUUAUGUAUUUGUAAUGAAAUGUAUUUCCUGUUUUAUGUUUUAUAUUGUUAAUUGGUUCCCUCCCUAUUAUAGGUUCUGUGCUAUCACAUCACUUCCCCCGCUCAGUUAGUGGACUGUGAGAUAGAAUCAUAUCUUAAAUAUCUAUGUGAGAUACAGCUCUCUAAAUCUUAUUUUAUGUGGUCCUUUCCGAUGGUAGUUGGAAAAGUUAGGUUUACUAGUUAACUAUGCAGUCAGUGGUAUGCGGUGAAGCUCUGGACCAUUUUUUUUUUUAUGGUGGCGGGACAUUGUGUUGUCACGCUGGAGUCUGUGACUCUGUGGACUCUGAACAGGAUAGCUCGAGAAUGAUACGUUGUAGAAACAUCAUAAUUAUAGGACCGGUACCCCAUUUGCAAUAAAUAAUCUGAUUAGAUUUUGGAGCAUUUUGCUGCAUAAAGGGAACACACAUUUCCCAUAAAAUGCUGUAACUCAUUAGCACUUAAAGCUAACAAGUUUAAACUGAUACCAAAUAUGUAGUAUGCAACGACAAAAUUAUGGUGGUAUGAAAAAUCUUUGCUAAUUAAUGAGCUAAUUGACAUAAUUAGGAAGAAACUUUCUGGCAAAAGGGAUAACUCAAGAACGACACAUAGUAGAAACGUCAUACUUACACCACAUGUACAACAUGGAGUGGAUAAGAUUUAUAUUGAUGUGCAUUGCUGUUUAACUUUGCAUAUUAUUGAGGUAAAACUUUUUUUUUUUUUUUAAACUUGUUAAAUCAUGGCGGGACAUAGGGCAAUCCGAGUGACUCUUGUUCUGGAGGUGGUUUUAAACACUUAAGCUUGUUUGUAUGUAUUUUCAAACAUUUUGUUCAAAUAUUCUACUACUUAAAAUUUUCUUAAACAAAAUGUGCUAACUGCUAUAUUUUAUGAA